Messenger RNA from Talaromyces amestolkiae, 2346 nucleotides. RefSeq lists its product as uncharacterized. Bases 1 to 2346 code for a protein of 781 amino acids. The transcript is spliced from 3 exons. The record is from RefSeq and is a predicted model, not a curated record. Lineage: Eukaryota; Fungi; Ascomycota; Eurotiomycetes; Eurotiales; Trichocomaceae.
AUGGAGCAGCACCAACUCGAGCACCUCGGACAUGCUAUCGUCGGCUUAUGCAUGAUGUUCUUCUGUACAUCCCUUGUCCACGUCUACUUGACCUCCAAAUUUUGGAAUCAUGAUGGACCGCGGACACACAACGAUGAUGGGUUGCUCGUCCUAGCAACAAUCACUCUCUUCACGGUUAUACCUGCUUUGUGGACAACUGGACUCGUUUUCUGGAUCGAUCAUCUCACUUACGUCUCGGUCAUUCAGCGAAUCAGCUCCAUCAUUGGUGGUAUUGGGGCGGCAAAUAUCGGCAUGGUAUGGGCGUGUUUGUGGAAGUCGUCGGCCACAAUAAACACUUAUCUUGCAUACACGCUGUGGCCAGCGUACUUGGGGUUGAUAUUUGGUGCCUAUAUGACCUCCACGUCCUAUUUUUGCUCUGACAACGACACGGCCGACAAUAAUGACUCUCUUCUACUAAAAGACCUUGAAUCCGGCAGGUCCGGAAUUGAAUUUGACAGCCACGAAGCUCCGCAGGAACCGGACCGUUCAGACGAUUCUCUGGACCUUCCAGAAGACGAAGUCGGACAAGGGCUUCUUGGUGGUCGAAGCACAAGAAAGCAGUACGCCGAGACUCGCCCAAGCCAAUCAGGAUGGUUCGGCUCUUUUCUCAAAGGGCCCGAUCCUCCACGGAAACAUCAUAUUAGCCCUAUAUUUGAAGGUCUCCAGACCGCGCCAACUCGCGUCGUGAAGCACCUAUUCCCAAGUCUGAGAUCAAAAUUAAUUGCUUUGAUCGUGUUCCAUGCCCUAUGGGCGGCGAUAUUCUUGACAAUUCUGAAUUGGUCAGUCGUUGGCCCUGAGAUUCCCGAUUACGGCAUACCGAAUCGGCUGUCGUGCGGAGCGAGAUUAUGGCACAAUGGUACUCUUUGUGGUAUUGAUGGUAAUGCAUGCCGUCCGUUCGACGAGCAAAGUUUUGCAUUCAAAUGUCCUGCUGGAUGUCGUGAUACGAUUCUCCUUGAGCCGUACACUGUAGGUGACCAGGAGCUCAACUACAGAAGUCUUGUCAUCGGAGGGGCACCCGAGAGUAAUGCUUCUUUUUACCGCGGUGACUCCUUUGUCUGCGCUGCUGCAAUUCACGCUGGCGUCAUCAAUAAUGCCGCCGGAGGAUGUGGCAUUCUUCGACGCACAGGCGAGCAACUUGGCUUUAGCGGGGCGAAGCAGAAUGAUAUCGAAAGUGUCUCCUUCAAUUCAUACUUUCCUUUGUCAUUUGACUUUGAAAGAGAGACGACUGUUGUAUGUCGGGAUCCUCGCUGGCUACUCUUUGCCAUAUCCCUCGUUUUCACCUCUGUGAUCUCGCUGUGCACCACAUCGCCAAGCGUAUUCUAUGUCUCGGUAUGGUUCAUAUCCUGGUUCCAGGUCGCACUUGCAUCCGAUCCCCCGUUCGCUUCAGACUACCUCGAGGUCGUCUCAAUCGGGAUAGGCCGUUUGCUACCCGCUGCCUUCGUCGGCUGGGCUAUCUAUUACUUCUGUGUCCGGGAAACUCUCAGUGGUCUUACUGCUCAGUUCGAGAAAACAAUGUUAUGGCUUGGUCCGUUCUGGGUGGGCGCCCUGAAUACAGAUACCUUUGACCGCAUCCCAAUUUCUCGCUUGACUCCACACGACAUCCAACAGCAACCGGGAGCUAUCCCGGCGUUGAUAAUUAUCGUCGCAGUUAUCGUCGUUACCAUGGUCACGCAAGCCUUGGCCAUCUGGUCAGCGGGAAAGCUGCCUCGCUAUUUGGUGAUAUAUGGGGUCAUGGCAGGGGCCUUGAUGAUUAUGAUCAUCCUUCCUCAGCUUAAUCUGCGCAUUCAUCAUUACAUUAUUUCGCUGCUACUCCUGCCUGGAACUGCACUUCAAACUCGACCAUCGUUAAUAUACCAGGGUUUACUCAUGGGUUUGUUCAUUAAUGGUAUUGCGCGUUGGGGCUUUGAUAGUAUCCUUCAGACCCCGAAUGCCCUGCUUGGGGACGCUCAACUGGGCAGUGUUCUGCCCAAUAUUAAGGUACCCAUCAUUAGCGCCGCGGGAGAUAACCUUACAUUUUGGUUCUCUGCCCUUCCAAGCGACAUCGCUGGUAUCGCGGUGAUGGUCAAUGAUGUCCUACGCGCCAAUAUAUACCGUGCUGCACCCAAGACAGCCGAAGACGGUGCUGCUAACAAGACAGCAGCAGAUAUGUCAUUUGAGUGGACACGCAUACAUCAGAAUCAUUCGGAGUAUUUCCGAUUUGCGUAUAUGAAAAAUAGUGCGCUGGGAGGGUUGUGGUAUGAAGACUUCGGCAAAGCAGGCACUUGGACAGAGGAUGGAGAUUGGAUUCCAAUGGAUCAAGGUCAUUGA